AUGCUCCAUAGCUUCUUCGACGAUUUCUGCGCGGAUUUGCCAGAGACCAUUGAACAGAUUCUUGUGGUAACCGACAACGCCGGAGCUAUCCCAGAAGAAGUGGUCCAAAGCGGCAAAGAAAAGGAGAAGCGCAGCAGCAACCGAUGGGAGAGUGUUCCGGUUCCUUGCUGCGUGGCACAUGCACCGACAACCUCGGAUCAGGCGAAAUCAACCGGGUUUUCCAAGCCUCAGAGGCGUGGUAGCCUCGAAGGGAAAGGAGAAGUCGAUCUGGACUAUGCUCCUGUCACCACGGAUGCAGAGGACCAAACGCAGUCGUUGUGCACCAACUCGGCGCCAAAGAGGCCACAGCGUCGUCAAAGCAUUGGCACUACUACGGGCACAUUGUUCGGGGAGGACAAGAUCUCGCCGUCCUGUUCUUCCUCUCCUGAGUUUGACGUCAAACUGGAUAGGUCUGCGAUGGAGGCCACGGGUAUGAAGCCAACUUGGGGCCCGCAUCGACCCAAGAGGCGUCUGUCGCCACCAGCAGCCUAG
Messenger RNA from Seminavis robusta, 531 nucleotides. The record is from the annotation of a GenBank genome assembly. Lineage: Eukaryota; Bacillariophyta; Bacillariophyceae; Naviculales; Naviculaceae.